CGUACUCAGAGAGCACCAAAGGACUCCAAUAUUGCUGAAGUGAAUCCUAAAAAGUUUGCAGCCCUGCUGAUGGAGAAGCUGGAGCGAGUUUUGAAGGAGCGGGAGAAAGAGGAGAAACUUCAUGCCUCUAUGAGUAGGAUUUUAGAGUCCGACCUGGAGGAAGUGGAUAGAUCAAUGUUAAACAGGACUGUGGAUCGAUCCGUAGACCGACUCGAACGACUCGACAGGUCUAUAGACCGGUCAAUAGAUCGAUCCAUGGAUCGGUCAAUAGACAGAUUAGAUCGGUCACUUGACCGGUCGGCAAUGUUGAGGAAUACGUCCUCUGCUACCUCUAUGCCUUUAAUGACAUCUGCUGUGAUAAUGGACGACGACAAUCCGAAUAGCAUUCUGGAGGAUCAUGUGUCCCGAAUAUGGGAGAGCUCCGCUCAACAGACGCCCACUCGGUCGCCUGGACAACAGUCACCGUCACUAAAGAGGUCGGCAGCCGAUCGCAAGUCAUCGGCAAAUCCCAAUCAGACAAUGCCCUUGCCCAACACCUUGCCAUCUGCAGUGCACAACAAAUCAUUUCACAAGAAACGUCCAGACUAUCAUUCCUCGUUUGACAGUGGAAUGGGCGAGGAAAAACCUAACGUGGAAACACAUCGUCACAUUCACCAUCACCAUCAUCACCAUCAUUCGCGUGACCCUAAGUCCAAGACAUAUAUUGAAAUUGAGGCUCAGCAACAUGUGAGUUGUUGGCCGGGUGAUGCUAAUUCUAGUGCGCGUGGACAAGGGUCAGGAAAUAGUGAAACUACAGAUAGGGGUCGGACUACACGCCGUGCUAAUCGUAAACAUUCGGAUACAAGCAGCAACAUAGACAGUGGAAUAAGCAUGAUCGAGUCCAUAUCGCCGAUGGCUGUGCCAAACGCUAUGGAUCCGUCAACAGAAAAGUAAGUAAAAAUACUGCAU
Mizuhopecten yessoensis (Yesso scallop) is the source of this 948-nucleotide messenger RNA. RefSeq names its product axin-1-like. The record is from RefSeq and is a predicted model, not a curated record. The transcript is spliced from 2 exons. Gene Ontology annotation, biological process: negative regulation of canonical Wnt signaling pathway. Lineage: Eukaryota; Metazoa; Mollusca; Bivalvia; Pectinida; Pectinidae. The annotation marks the transcript as partial.